AUGCCCUUACAGCUUAAAGUUAUAUUUGACCCACCUCUCUCCAAAUCUUUCGAGGUAGAAGAACCAAAACUUUUGGCUAUUGGUCGCGAUGUUAUGUCUGUUCCUGAUGAAGAAAUCGGAAAAGUACAAGCUUCAUUCCAAUUUUAUUCGGGUGGAGUAUCUGUCACUUCGUUCGGUCCUAUACCAAUGACAAAAGGUAAUGAUAGUAUACUAUAUCCAAAGGACGUUGAGUUGGAAGAUGGAGACAGGCUUUGUCUGGUCAAGGGAAAAUAUCCAUUCACAGUCAGAAUAACGAACGUGUCGAAGCCUGAACGCAUGACAGACGAUUUAGUUGAAAAUCUCGGCGAAUCGUCAACCAAAGAGCUGUCAUAUGAUUUUCAAGAUCUUUAUCUUGGUGAUGAAGACGAUGAUAGUGCGGGAGGUCAUAAUCGAAGUAUAUUUGAAGACGUAACAUUUUGGGAUCGUAUAAUAGAAGCUCAAAGAACAGGAAGGCUACACGGUCGUAAUGAUGUAAUUGCAAUGGUCGAAACGGAAGAGGAUGAGUUAGAUAACGAUGAGACCAUCUCAACCGAGAGCAGCUAUCUUGGUAGCUAUGCUUCCUUUGAUUCCGAUGAUGAUGGUUCAGAUACAAGGGAAAGGAAACGGUGGAAAGGAGAUCGCCAAGCUGUAGCUUUAACCAAACCCAUGAUCUCACGUGUUGUACCUGAAACCGAAACUACAACUAGUACUAGUCAGUGGGAAUCGCAGCGAUGUUCCGUGAACACGAAUAUAUCGUUCGAAACCGUGACAGUUUCCACUGAUCAUGAAUGA
This is a messenger RNA of Paraglomus brasilianum, 810 nucleotides long. NCBI's taxonomy places the organism in Eukaryota, Fungi, Glomeromycota, Glomeromycetes, Paraglomerales, Paraglomeraceae. The record is from the annotation of a GenBank genome assembly.